AUGCCACCGAAGAAGCGCGGGCGCGGUAGCGCGGUGCAAUCCGCUGCCACACCGAGUCGUGACGACGAUGCGAUGGACAUUGACACACCCCAGGCCUCGGAAACGCCCGCGGCGUCUGCGCCACCUGACAAGCCGAUAUAUGAUGUGCUCCAGAGCUGCUGGACAUCCGAGCAGAAAGCAGGGCUGUUCUCGGCCGUCAUACGGUGGAAGCCUUCGGGCAUGCACAGACACUUCCGCAUGAUUGCCAUCUCCGAACAUUUACGUUGUCGCGGGUUCGAUCCGGACGUCUACCAGCACACGCGCAUCCCAGGCAUUUGGAAGGAGCUGGCGGCCGAGUACGAGCUCGAAACGAUCAACGACCGCGACAACUCGCUGGACUACGUCGAUGAGGCCGACGUCGAGUCCCGCUUCAAAGAGUUUUGUCUGCCUCUGGUCGACUUCCGCGACGACAUGAUGGAGCGCGCGCUGGCGGACGAGGAUGACGACUCCGCCGCCUCGUCACCAGCACAGUGGCGCCCGGAAUCACCAGCGCCAACCUCACGCGGUGGGGCUGCCUCGGGCGGCCAAUCGGUAGCAGCACCGGCGUCCACCUCCAAAUCGAGUGCUAUAAAACGGAAGCGUGGCGAUAUGUCGGUAUUGCGGAUGCGGUCAUCGACGGUGGACAGUUCUGAGCUGGCAUCGUCUGUGCCAUCACCCGCCGCAACAGGAAGGGGCACACGGAGAGGAAAGCGCGGAACAUCCAGGGCAAAAAAACCGUCGACCCGGCGUGGAGGCGGCGAUGAGGAAGAGGAGGAGGAGGGGCCGGAGGAGGAAGAAGAAGAAGAAGAUGGCGAAGAGGAGGAGAGCGGAAGUGGAGGUGACGAGGAAAACGAAGGCGAGGAAGUAGACGACGAAGAGCAGGAUGAGGAGGACGGCGAGGAGGACGACGACGAAGACGACAACGACGAUGACGAUGAUGACGAAGAAGAAGAGGAGGAGGAGGAGAAGGAGAAGGAGGAGCCCCCCACAACCAAAAGGACAAGAGCUCCUCCACAAAAAGCAGCUCGUGGGGGAACAAGAGGCCGUGGCGCGGCUCGGGGACGUGGGCGUGGACGAGGGCGUGGAGCACGGGGCCGUGGCAGGUAG
This is a messenger RNA of Sporothrix brasiliensis 5110, 1125 nucleotides long. Its product is annotated as ct20 family protein. Gene Ontology annotation, cellular component: NuA4 histone acetyltransferase complex; nucleus. Bases 1 to 1125 code for a protein of 374 amino acids. The record is from RefSeq and is a predicted model, not a curated record. Gene Ontology annotation, biological process: regulation of transcription by RNA polymerase II. NCBI's taxonomy places the organism in Eukaryota, Fungi, Ascomycota, Sordariomycetes, Ophiostomatales, Ophiostomataceae. The transcript is spliced from 2 exons.